CGUUUAGCAUUUUCGGCGGGUUGUUUUGGGGAUUGGCGCUCCAGAAUCGUCCAUCUCUCUCGGCCCAAAAAUAAGCCACCGAGGUGGGGCGGCCAACCAGAGCCCUCGUGCUAUAAACACGACUUCCGUCCUCUUCCCCGCCGCUUAGGACUAGGGCACGCUCCACGGUCGCCCCGCGUUUCCUUUGCUCUGUCCGCCCUACCCUCUCCCUACAUCUCUCCCCCUCUUACCAUCGAGAAUCUUCAGGUGACACAAUGGCAACUGUUACCAUCCCUACUUCUUGCUUGGUCAAAAGCAGCAUCAGAAGCCAGAGCCCUGUUAUGCUGAUGAAGAGCCCAUCCUUGCUGAGCUCAGUAAAGUGCAUCUCAAAGGCAUCCAGUCUGAAGAUAUCUAACCGUUUCAGGGCAUCUGCAAUGGCUGUAUACAAGGUGAAGCUCAUUGGGCCAGAGGGGCAGGAGCAUGAAUUUGAAGCUCCAGAUGACACUUACAUUCUGGAUGCAGCUGAGACGGCAGGAGUGGAGCUGCCUUACUCAUGCAGGGCUGGGGCAUGCUCAACUUGUGCUGGCCGCCUGGAGUCUGGUAAAGUUGACCAGUCAGAUGGAUCCUUCCUUGAUGAAGCACAGAUGGAGAAGGGGUAUGUCCUGACUUGCAUCUCCUAUCCCAGGGAAGACUGUGUCAUUCACACUCACAAGGAAAGUGAGCUUUAUUGAUUGCCAGAAUGUGCUGCAACUUAUGUUUGAAAUGUCUCAGGAACUACAUGUUUCUGGAUUUGCAUUUUGUUGCCUAGAAGGUUCUGUUAUUACUGAAAAUGCUUAUUUGACUUUCUGAUCUGUCAGCUGUUUAGGAUUUUAUAUUCAAUGUCAAAAUUUUGCUCCAGCUGAUAUGAAUGUGGUUAUUGUGGAGCAGUUCAAGUAUCUGACAACACCCAAUUAAAU
Elaeis guineensis (African oil palm) is the source of this 935-nucleotide messenger RNA. Its product is annotated as ferredoxin, root R-B1. Gene Ontology annotation, biological process: electron transport chain. Gene Ontology annotation, molecular function: 2 iron, 2 sulfur cluster binding; electron transfer activity. NCBI's taxonomy places the organism in Eukaryota, Viridiplantae, Streptophyta, Magnoliopsida, Arecales, Arecaceae. The record is from RefSeq and is a predicted model, not a curated record.